UGAUGUUAAGAUACUCUCUCCAUAGUUCUUAUUUAAUUUGGAUUGCUUGGAGAUUUCUUACUUGAUUUCCCACAGGUCAUCUGAAAAUAUUCAGUUUUUUUUUCCUUAUUUCUUCAGUAGCACAUCACAGAUGGGGAAUCGCGUGUUUCAACUUCUGUCUCUCACAGAUGUCUUUCUCUUCGUCCUGUCUGUACCUUAUCAGUACAUCCUAGUCCAACAGGGGAAAACUUGGAGUGAUGCUCGGACUUACUGCCAAGCCAACUACAUUGACCUGGCCAUUGCUGAUGUCAGUGAUGAUAUGGUCAAGCUUCAAAAUCAGGCACAGAAGCAACAAUUCACUUCCAGUGCUUGGAUUGGUCUGUACAAUGAUGUUAAUAGCUGGCGCUGGUCAUUGGGAAAUGUGUCACUAGGAAAUGUGACAGACUGGUGUAUUGGUGAGCCUACUAAUGCAAUGGAAGGAUGUGGUGGGAUAAAUACAAAGGGUUGGUUUGAUUAUUUUUGUACAGCAUCACUUCCCUUUGUGUGCUUUGAUGGUGAGGAAAAAUAUAUUCACAUUGUCAUUUAUUAUAAACUGAAGGGUGAAUGUAAAAAAAAUGUAAUGUGCUUAAAAUUAUAAAUGCCAAAGGUGUUAACCAGACAAUAGACAAAAAUACUGUUGAUUUAAUAAAAAAAAGAAAGAAAAAAAAGAAAUGAAAAUCACCUAAAUAUCUUGUGUGUGACAUGCAUUCUGAGACCUUUCAAUGGCAUGUACUAAGCAUCAAGUGCUUAAUAUCACUGUAGAAAA
This is a messenger RNA of Tachysurus fulvidraco (yellow catfish), 784 nucleotides long. RefSeq names its product lithostathine-1-beta-like. The transcript is spliced from 2 exons. The coding region runs from base 131 to 616 and encodes 161 amino acids. NCBI's taxonomy places the organism in Eukaryota, Metazoa, Chordata, Actinopteri, Siluriformes, Bagridae. The record is from RefSeq and is a predicted model, not a curated record.